Molecule: messenger RNA, 2386 nt
Organism: Spodoptera littoralis (African cotton leafworm)
Lineage: Eukaryota; Metazoa; Arthropoda; Insecta; Lepidoptera; Noctuidae
Source: the annotation of a GenBank genome assembly
AUGGUGGACAUCAGAACAUACGUGUUUCAGAGGAGAGCACAUUUAAGAAGUUGCUUGGAAAAAUUAAAGGAUAUGGUACCCUUAGGCCCCGAAGCGUCGCGACACACAACUUUAGGAUUAUUAACGAAAGCCAAAAGAUUUAUAAAGAGUUUGGAAGAGCGAGAGAAGAGGCAUGUUAGUCACAAGGAGCAACUGGCGAGGGAGCAGCGCUACCUACAGCGGCGGUUGAACCAGCUGAGCGAUGCACCCAGAGAUUCAAGACUAUCGGAGAGUUCGAUGACGCAUACGCACACAACGCGAGCUGAUUCGCUCUCGUCCUUAGAAUCCUCGUCGUCUGGAGUGUCCACGGCGGAGCGGUCGCCCUCAUCAGUCUCUGAGAGUGAUGAGGUUGACGUGAUCGGCUACACGUCGAACCAGAGCGACAGUGAGUCGUUGGUGUCGGGGCACAGCGGUGACAGUGGGGUAGGCGUUGGCGCGCGGCGACGACCGCGCACGCCGCUCAAGUCGCGCGUCGCCAACGUGCCGCGGACGCGCCGCGCCGCUCGCCUCACGAAGCUCGUCUAGGUGGGCGGUGCGCGGCGCGGGACAGCUGCGGCCACGUCGGCCCGCGGCUCACGUUAUAACUUCAUAACGUAAACAAACGUAGGACAUUUUGUUGAUACAUGUACUAAGGCGAAUGUUGUUUAUUGUGACUGAACUCGACGCCGGCGACAUCGCGACCGUUCCACGCGACAGAGUGACUCGGCGGCAACCUACGCCCGCGCCGCAACACACCCACACACACACACUACACACACACACAUACACACACACACGACACUGUACACGUGAACACACUACACACCUCUGCGAACCAUCACUAAGUACAAAAUUGCCAAAAAUUUAUAUUCAAAGUUUAUUUUUCACAUUUCAGACGAAUUUGUAUUUUUUUUUUCUUAUUAUUCUUUCUAUUUAAUUGUACCGAGCCUGGCUCGUUUGGAUGAGUUGCAAUAUCGUGUAGUCUAGUGGCGCAUGUAUUCCACUGUGUUGAAAACACGUAAUGUGUGCAAAUCUUUAUCUACCAUAAUGUCACUAUAAUUUUUAAUAUUUUGUAUUUCACAUUUACUGUAACGCGAUGUGUGAGGGCGCGUGUCGUGUAUCACUCCCCGUACAAGUCCACGCCGCCCCAACACGCCAUUAUCAAGUGACCAUGAUGUUAUUUUUGUAUUUAUUAUUCAAUUUUUCUAUCGGACAUAUUCGAAUAUAAAUUUUAAAAGUCUUAGAAAAGAAAAUCGUUUUUGAAAAACUCUUUAGGUACUUAUUGUUAUUGAUUUCCACAAAAACAAGUUGCUAUUAUAGUGUAUGUUGUAUAGAUAUAUCAAUUUUAUAUUUUGUAUAUAAUUAUUUUCUUGUAAAAAUUAAUCAAAUAGAAUUAGAUCUGUGUAUGUUUCCGAUUUGGAGUAAACUUUUUAUAAUUGGGUUUAAUUAACACAAAACAAAGGGAACCCACCAAAAAUUAUUAUUGUUUUUAAUAUUUAAGUCAAUUCUAACGAGAAUUUCCAUCUGAACUCAGGUACUAACACAUUCGGCUAUGAGAAUUAGUUUUAUAAUCGCGUCGAUCGACAUAUGUAAGCGUGACCUGGCUGUGGCAAAUAUUUCUUGUUAAAUUAAAAUCUUUAUUUGCAACAAGUUUAUUUACGAAAUUUAUUUUGAAUUCUAUGGUAAGGAAUACAAGGCUUGUAUUUAAGCGCAGGCUACAUGCUACAUGCGGCGUCAUUUAUAUUUCGUAAAUCGUCCCUUGGUCCGCCAUAUUGCUCCGACGCUAGAACGUUCGGUUUACGUGAUGUAAACGUCGCUCGCAUCACACAUACAUACAUUCACUCACUCAUAUGUACUUCUUAUUUUUUAUUGAAAUACGCGGUAGUUGUAGACAAUACGAUAUUAUAUCCUGUGUUAUUUUUGACUCUAUCCCAUUGAGGAUACAGUCCAAAAUGGCAUAAAAAAUCAACUGCUCGUAAAUUCAUCCACUAACCAUCGUAUUGUUAAGUAUUAAUAUUGAAUUAUUAUUAAUGAUCUCACUUCAUUGUCACACAAUAUCGGCUGGGUAAAUGUGUCAUACACCUACUUACUGAUAUAUUCUCCGGAAAAUAAUUCAGAGUGCAAAUAAAACGGAUAUUUUAAUUUUGUACAAAGGCAUUUCAUUGAGCUGACCCAACACUCGUAUUGAUAUUAUAUUAUCUUCACUAUCGCGCAUCUCCACAUCGCAGGCUAUCUCCACCGGGCGUGAUGACACAGUUAUUUGGUUGCGAUCCUAAGCUAUGUGGACAUUCAUGUACCAAAAAAGUAAUUUACUAUACACGACUGGAGCUGAAACUAUACAUAAAUGUGUUACAAAAUGAUCACAGAA